UGCCGUAAAACCGACACGGCGGUCAAUGCUCUGAUUAGUUUACGCCAUUCGUAUUUAAGAAAAACAUUAAUUUGAGGAAAACCGACUAAUCUGCCGCCUCGUUCAGCAUGGCGGUCUUAAACUUCACUUUAAGUGAAGAGGGUGUCAGCGCCUUAAGAGAUGCACUGGCAUGUCUUGGCAAAUUCAGCGACGAGGUCUCGCUUGAGGCUAAGAAGGAUAGAUUAGUGUUCACCACUCUGAACCUGUCCAAGUCCGCAUAUGCGUCUUUCGCCUUCGCAGCCAGUCGCUUUUUUUCCAAAUAUCAUUUUGAGGGAGUACCUCAAAACCGCGAGAAAUUCUUCUGUAAGCUUUAUAGUCGGGCUUUGUUAUCCCUUUUCAGAGUCAGGAGUGGGGACCCUCAACAUGACAGGGAAAAAGAUACUACUAUUGAACAUUGUGAUGUCGCUAUAGUAGACGAGCCCGGCAAGAAAAGUCGUUUUAUCGCCAAAAUCGUAUUUCGGAAUGGGAUCACAACCAAAUAUCGGCUACCCUUUGAGGUCACUCCACCCGUCCACGCCAAAUUUGAUAGUGAACAAGCCAAGAACCAUUGGUCUAUUCCGUCUCGAACUCUACGCCAACUUAUGGAUCAUUUUGGUCCCGGCAUAGAAUAUCUCGAUAUCCACUCCGAGGAUGACGAAACCGUCAAUUUUACCUGCUUCACCGAAAAAGUCAAGAACGGGGAAGAAGUCCUGAAAAAGCCUCUUCACACAUCGAUUACCGUCGAGCGAGAUGAAUUUGAGGAUUUCGUCGUUGAAGAGGAUAAAUUGCAUAUCGUCAUCAGCGUCAAAGACUUCAGAGCAAUUAUCCAACAUGCAGGUUUCCUUGGAAGUCAAAUCUCGGCGCAUUAUUCCAUACCGUCGAAACCAAUGCAGCUCAAGUAUGACGGUGACGGGAUAAAAUGUGAAUUCCUCUUGAUGACAGUCGGCGAUAGAGGAGCACCCGGUCAGAAGGCCAAGAAAGCCCGUGGUAGUGCUAAAGGACCGAAACCGCCGCAAUUAGAAGCUGCUACUAGUAGAGCUGCGUCACACGCGCCAACACCGGCCCCUCAGCUACCACCUCCAAAGUCACAAGCGCUGCGUCCUGAUCCUGUUCCUUCUCUUCGACCAUCCAUAAGUAUAAAUCGCCCGUCUCAGCGACCGCCGCCGGCCACAUUCGAAUCCGAGUCGCUCUUUGUGCCCCAAGACGACGAGCAACAAUGGGAGCCGGUGAAUGUUGGUGAGGAUGAAGACGGGGAAGAGAAUGCUCGUCUUGAAUGGGACGUAAGCGGUGAUUUUCACGCUCCAGCGACAAGUAUGCGAUCCAUCGCAGCGAAUCAGGGCGCCGAAGAGGGAAGACCCGAAAACCCAGCAAUCGCCGAGGAUCUUUCGCUUUCACAUAUUGAUCCAACACAGCCACUUACGCAGGCCCGCAAAUUUGGUCUAUUCGGCGAUUAGGGUAUAGUAUGAAUAGCCAUAUGC
Molecule: messenger RNA, 1496 nt
Organism: Hypoxylon trugodes
Lineage: Eukaryota; Fungi; Ascomycota; Sordariomycetes; Xylariales; Hypoxylaceae
Product: Rad9-domain-containing protein
Exons: 5
Coding region: 108-1472 (454 amino acids)
Biological process (GO): DNA repair; cellular response to ionizing radiation; mitotic intra-S DNA damage checkpoint signaling
Cellular component (GO): checkpoint clamp complex
Source: RefSeq, a predicted model, not a curated record